Rubroshorea leprosula is the source of this 1238-nucleotide messenger RNA. The record is from the annotation of a GenBank genome assembly. Lineage: Eukaryota; Viridiplantae; Streptophyta; Magnoliopsida; Malvales; Dipterocarpaceae.
CAAAAUAAAGUAAUAAACCCAUAUCUAAGCAUAUACCCACUUCAAUCCUUAACCAAUUCGGAACAAAUCAAUCUUGUUUUCAGAGUAAGUCCCGUAUCUUAGCCAAGUGCGUCAUGUCUGUGUCAGCCGUUGUUGCGAGAAAACCACCGAAACGCACUGAUAGACUCAAAAGGUUUGCCAUCCCAACAAAGACAUUACAAUUGUUCCCACAAUUCAAUGGUCAUAAAUUCGUGCCAGUGAACCUUUGGCAAGGCCCAAUCAUUUGGUCUAUGGUCAUAUCCACUCGCACGCAUGGCUACAAAAAACCUGUAAUCUCCAAGGGUUGGAUACCCUUUGUCCGCAAAAAUCAGUUGGAGGUCGGUGAUGUAGUCACAAUCUUCAGGAACGAAGACGAAACAGGAAUCUGGUAUCGGAUUGAGAUCGAGAGAGGGAGCAAACCACUUCCUGCUCUGUAUAAUGACCUUCAAGUGCAGCAGGUGACAAUAUUUCCGAGCAGUAAUGUCAAUAUAGGAGUUGCAGACAGCAACGUCUUAAUGGCACCCAGGCCAACUCCAGUUGCUGUGCCAACCAUCCACAACAGUAAUGUCAAUGUGGAGGUUGCAACUAACAUCCUUGCCAUCAAAGAAGAGACGCAACUGACCCCUGCAAAUGUUCCGCCAAUUGCCCAGAAGGCUGAAGAGCUCAGUUUGAAACCCGAUGACAUGAAUUUGGGGUUGACACUUCCCUUUCUGGUAGAAGUGGAACUCAAUAGCACUGCAGGCUUGCUGCAGCAAAUUGCCCAUCCAACCCACUAUGAUACUGAUAUAACCAAUUUGGACGAUCAAUUUCCUCUGAACUUGAACCUGACUCUGGCACAACCUGUGGUGGCUUGCGAAGGAUAUCAGGCACCUUCGAUGGGGUUGUUUGGAACUGAGACGGACAACUUCAACCAAGGGAUUGUUGUGAAUUUAGAUCUUACUCUUGCACCGCCCAAAAUAAAUUAGGUGCCUUUAUUUGCCUUCUUUUGUUUGCUUGCGCACUCUUACCUUUACUUACUUCUCCCACAGAUUAGCCAAAAGGGUGAGAUAUCUCUCUGGGGAGGAAGUUUUUUAAUAAUGUGUUGGUUUCCUUCUUUCUUUUUCUUGAAUAUCCCCGACAUGUAGUGCUGAAGUUAGUUUAUAUUUACUUGGAAUAGUAAUGUACAUAUCCUUAUCUGAGGACUAUGCACAUUCUGCAGAAAUUAAAAAAUUCCAAUCACA